GGGAGGACGCGAGGAGACGCCGCGAGCUGGCCUUGUUUUGUCACACGUCGGCUGCAAGAAGACAGGAAGUCAGCUUGCAGGGGGGGGGAAAUGAGAAUCGAAAUUCAAGCAGCCCACAAGAGGAAGACGACAUCAUGAGCGCGGACGCAGGGGGCCAGCGGCGUUACGUGUCCACCUUCACGAUGCGCAUCAAGUCUGGGAACGGAGCCCGGAGCGCCGACGGAGUGACGCCAGAUGCGGGCGUCCUCCCCUCGCACCAGCGUGCCGACCCGCCCGUCUUCGUGCGGCCGCUGCAGGACUGCUGCGUGGACGAAGGCGAUGACAUCACCUUGAGCGGCGUCCUCUCCGGGAGUCGACCCAUGAAAGUCGCGUGGUUGCACAAUGGUGAGGUGGCUCGUUUUGGAAUCUCCGCCCUGGACGGUGGCGACGUGAGCUUGGUCGUGCGCGAGUGCCUGCCCGAGGAUGCCGGUGCAUACACCUGCGUGGCGGAAAACGCAGCAGGGAAGACUUCCUGUUGCGCUGCCGUGUUUGUCAGAGACUUUGAAACUAUUUGCAGCGUGCAGGAUCGAGCUUCUGCAAACGAGAGCAUUAUGGGAAACGGGAAGCCACCUCAGUCUCCUCAGGAAGGUCAGGAAGGGUCCAAUGGCACCUCCCCUACCAGCUCCGAUCCGCAGAGUCCGGUCUCUUCUCCACGAGAGGUCAUUCCGAAGAAGAGAGCCAACUCAGGGACAGGUCCGGUGUUGCACUUGGAGAACCCGCCGCAGGUCGUGGAGGUGAAGGCGGGCCGAACGGCGCGCGUCACAUGUCGCUUCACCGGCAGCCCGCCCGUGGUGUCCUGCUGGAUCCGAAACAAAGAGCAGCUAGCGGACGCUCCUGAUGUGUGGAUCGAAAACUCGAACGAGAGCAGCACGUUGGUCCUGGCCUCGGCUGGAGCUCAGCACACGGGCCGCUACACUGUGGUGGUCAAGGACCGCAAGAGCUCCACGCAGCACACACUCACGCUCUCUGUCAUAGACAGGCCACAGCCUCCCGCCUCCUGUCCUCUGGUCUCACUGGUGUCCCCCGGGAGCCUGGUGCUGUCCUGGUCGGGGCCCUGCUACGACGGCGGCAGCGCCGUGCUGGGCUACGCGGUGGAGGUCCGCCCCGAGGGCCGGGAGUGGAGCGAGCUCACGGCCCAGUGUACGAGCACGUCCUACAGGGUGUGCGGCGGCCUGCGGCCCGGGGAGGAGUACCGCUUCCGGGUUAGGGCCUACAACGCGGUGGGGGUCAGUGAGCCUGGACCAGCAUCGCCUGGGGUCACCAUAGACCAUAUGGAUUCCAAGGCAGCACAUGAAGAGGAAGAAGAGGAAGAGGAGGUCCCGGAGGCCUUGGUCGCUAUCGACUCUGCGCACAAAGUCACGGACCACUACGACGUGCAGGAGAAGCUCGGCAUGGGUAAGUUCGGCCUGGUGUUCAAGCUGAAGCACAGGACGAGCGGUCGGGUGUGCGCCGGAAAGUUCUACAAAGGCCGACGCACCAAAGAGAGGGAGGCGGCUCGCAAGGAGAUCGAGCUGAUGAACAAGCUCCACCAUCCCAAGCUGGUCCGCUGCCUGGCCGCCUACGACCACAAGCCAGACAUGGUCAUGGUCAUGGAGUUCAUAGCAGGCGGGGAACUCUUCGAGCGCAUCGUGGACGACACCUUCGAGCACACGGAGCCGGCCAGCGUGCGCUACAUGCGGCAAAUCCUGCAGGGCGUCGACUUCAUGCAUCGGCAGCGCGUCGUGCACCUGGACCUCAAACCCGAGAAUAUCGUGUGCGUCGACACCGGCGGCACAGCCGUCAAGAUCAUCGACUUCGGACUGGCCACCCAGCUCGACGGUAAGACUGAUCUGCGGGUGAUGCAGGGGACCCCGGAGUUCGUGGCCCCCGAGGUGAUCAACUACGAGCCCGUGUGCUUGGCCACGGACAUGUGGAGCAUCGGCGUCAUCUGCUACAUACUACUAAGCGGCGAGUCGCCCUUCCAGGGAAGCAGCGACGCCGACACGCUGGCGUCGGUGACGGCGGCCCAGUGGGAGUUUGACGAAGAGAGCUUUGAGGCCAUCACGGACCAGGCCAAGCAUUUCAUCAGCUCCUUGCUGGAGAAAGACCCCAGGCGACGCAUGUCCUGCGAAGAGGCCCUAGCUCACGCGUGGAUGGCAACGUUCCACUUGGCAGGUCCCGCCUCCGCCAAGAGUCUUCCCAAAGCGAAGAUGAAGCGCUUUCUCGUCAGCCAGAAAUGGAAGAAAGCAGGCAAGGCCAUGCUGGCGCUGAAGAGAAUGGCCUUACUGAGCAAAGGGGACAGCACCUCUUCUCCCACCAGCCCUGCAGAAGAGUGCCCCCUGACACCAGAGACGAAAGACGCCCUGCUCUCGUUGGAGCGCAAGAUGCGGGGACCCCCACGCUUCAGCAAGACCCUGCAGGACCAGACGGUCUCCGCCGGGGACAGUGCCCACCUCGACUGUCACCUCACGGGCUAUCCCGACCCGGAUGUGGUGUGGCUGCGCGGGGAGGCGCCCGUGCAGGAGUCGGCCGCCGUCCGGAUCGAGUACGAAGAAGAUGGCCGCUGCACGCUGAUCCUCGCUAAAGCGGGCGUGCGCGACGCCAACGUUUACACCUGCAAAGCCACCAACGCCCACGGGGAGACAUCCUGCUCGGCUUCGCUCGUUGUCCGAGAUUCAGACUAAAUUUAUUUUGUACAGUCCACGCCCGACAUGUCCUGCAGAUUAAAUAUACAGCAGAAACAACAUGGCGCACUUAAUCAUUGACGCCAAUGUUCUCACAAGAAUUUAGUAGGAUUUUUCUAGCCAAAAAAAAAAAGUGAUGAUAUAUAUUUUGGGGGUUAUUUGUAUUCAUGUAACCCAAUUGUGGUGUACUGGCAAGAAUUUAGUACGAAGCAGUGAUGUAAAUUGGUGAGGGGAAAAAAAAAAAAAAAAAAAAGCUUAUCGUUUUAAUAAUCUUAAUAAGCUUGUUUGCUCAUAUUUGUUUUUAGGAUUUUGAAAUGAUCUGUUACUGGAGAAUUUGGAGGUUACUAGAAAAAAAAAAAUUUUUUUGUAAUUAAUAUGAAUACAACUCAAUUGUUGAAGUUGUUCUCACAAGAAUUGAAUAGGACUUUGUAUAAAAACAUUUUGUAAUCAGAGGGGGACAAAACUACAUUUGGUAUUUAUAAAAAAAAAAAAAAGCUUAUUUUUAAUAAUGUAACCCUAAGUAUUUCCAUUAAUGACAAAAUAUAUUUUUGUACAAUUUCCGACUAUAGUAUCGUGACAACUUUGAUAUAGUUCAACCAUUAUAGAGGUUGAGGUACACAAGUUUUAAUCUGUCCUGAUAUGUCGGCCACGAUAUAAAUUUGUGGCUAUAAUAGCAUAUAGUGUCAAAAAAGAUGUCGUACAAAAAAUUUUUUUUUAAAAAAAUUUAUGAGGCAAUCUAAGUCAUUAAACGUCAUUAAAAUGAAUAAGAGGCAAUAUAAGUCAUUAAAAAAACUUUUAAUUGAAAAAAAAAAUAGUUAAGUAAAAAUCAUCAGAAAAUAUUUGUGCAUAAAUGAGUCAGAAUAAAUUAGCUUGUGACAAAUAAAUUAUUCUAUGUGAAAAUAUAGCUUCUCGUGCAUGUGUGUGUGUGGUGGAGGUGGUGUCAUGAGGACCGCCUCCUCAGUGUCGCCUCCUGCUGGUGGCCGUAGAGUGCGGCCGCCCGUAACUCGAAGGCGCUGACCAUCUGCUUGACCGCCUCGUCGAAGAAGAGACGGGCCAGUCGAGAAUGAAGCAACGACUUGAACUCGAAGGACACCUGCGGGGUGAAGGGAGGACGAGCGGUGUCGGCUAACACCAAAAGUCUUCUUUUUUACCCAUAAUGCCGCGUCACUGAAACACAACCGCUUCCUGGAUGCUAAUCUAAAGCUAUUUUCAGCUAACGAGGCCAGCAACCAAUCGCCGCUAAAUUUAGAGUGAGAAGUGCAAGCCUUCCUUUCAGACAUCCAUCGACAAAAGCACUUGCAUAAAAAUGAACUUUGCAGGAGUCCGGUGCGUCUUUAGGUCCUGGCUCAAACCUCCAGAUUGUCUCAAGAUGGCUGAAGAGGGUCCCGUCGGUACACAAGGCCUGCCGCCAUACAAGGGAUCAUCCAUCAUGUUUCUCAAGAGUCGUCAAUCAUUCGCUUUAAAAUGUCAUAUUUUCAUGAAAGAGCAUUCAAAUGGAAUAUGUGGUGGUCACCUUCAUUGACCACCUUUAUUUUUCAUUUCAAAAUUAAAUAAUCUGUAGGCCAUUUACUUUUACAGGUAAUGUUGUGACAUGAGUUUGAAAUUAUAUUUUGGCAUCAUCGUUUGUGGUAUAGUCACAGUUUAAACUAUUAAUAUAGGCAAUUAUAAAACAUUUUAGAGGAGAGUGUGAAUUACUAGCAUUUUUCACCGCUAGGGCUUGGUCCCCAUU
Molecule: messenger RNA, 4431 nt
Organism: Phycodurus eques (leafy seadragon)
Lineage: Eukaryota; Metazoa; Chordata; Actinopteri; Syngnathiformes; Syngnathidae
Gene: mylk5
Product: myosin, light chain kinase 5
Exons: 17
Coding region: 135-2702 (855 amino acids)
Biological process (GO): protein phosphorylation
Molecular function (GO): protein kinase activity; protein binding; ATP binding
Source: RefSeq, a predicted model, not a curated record